Molecule: messenger RNA, 3236 nt
Organism: Chionomys nivalis (European snow vole)
Lineage: Eukaryota; Metazoa; Chordata; Mammalia; Rodentia; Cricetidae
Gene: Pdgfc
Product: platelet derived growth factor C
Exons: 6
Coding region: 774-1811 (345 amino acids)
Biological process (GO): positive regulation of phosphatidylinositol 3-kinase/protein kinase B signal transduction; positive regulation of MAP kinase activity; platelet-derived growth factor receptor signaling pathway
Cellular component (GO): membrane
Molecular function (GO): platelet-derived growth factor receptor binding; growth factor activity
Source: RefSeq, a predicted model, not a curated record
CCCAGCGCAGCCAGUGCAAAGCGGCCACCGCUCCCCAGCCGUGCGUCCAACCUUGCUGCAGCUCAGGCACCCGAGCGCGCGGGACUCCGAGCCGCCUUGGGUCUCUCGGCUUCCUGCAGAGCGUACACCGUCCCCGGGAGGACUUCGGUGGCCGCCGACCGCAGCUAGUUGGCCGCUCCGCGGAGGAUUGGGGCCAACCCCAAGUAGCCCCCGCGGCCUCCCUGCCCGCCCAGGACCCGCGCGGCGCUCGCCGGGCACGGUCCCCUCCCCCCAGGUGGGGGUGGGGCGCCGCCGGCCGCCCCGCUCCGCAGCUUUGUCAUUGAUCCCAAGGUGCUCGCCUCGCUGCCGACCUGGCUUCCAGACUGGCUCGGCGGGACCUCGAGUCCUCGCCUGCGUCCUGCCCCCCAAACUGACAGGUGCUCCCUGCGAGUCGCCACGACUCCUCGCCGCUCCCCCGCGUCCCCACCCCCUCUUUCCUCCCUCGCCUCCCCCCCACCCCCGGCACUUCGGCACAGCUCAGGAUUUGUUUAAACCUUGGGAAACUGGUUCAGGUCCAGGUUUUGCUUUGAUCCUUUUCAAAAACUGGAGACACAGAAGAGGGCUCUAGGAAAAAGUUUUGGAUGGGAUUAUGUGGAAACUACCCUGCGAUUCUCCGCUGCCAGAGCCGGCCAGGCGCUUCCACUGCAGCGCAGCCUUCCCCAGGCUGGGCUGAGCCUCGGACUUGCCGCUUCCCCAGUGCCCGCCGCGAGUGAGCCCUCGCCCCAGUCAGCCAAAUGCUCCUCCUCGGCCUCCUCCUGCUGACAUCUGCCCUGGCCGGCCAGAGAACCGGGACUCGGGCUGAGUCCAACCUGAGCAGCAAGUUGCAGCUCUCCAGCGACAAGGAGCAGAACGGCGUGCAAGACCCACAGCAUGAGAGAGUGGUCACGGUUUCUGCUAACGGGAGCAUCCACAGCCCCAAGUUUCCUCACACGUACCCGAGAAAUACGGUGCUGGUGUGGAGGUUAGUUGCAGCUGAUGAGAACAUGCGGAUCCAGCUGACGUUCGACGAGCGCUUUGGGCUGGAAGACCCAGAAGAGGAUAUAUGCAAGUAUGAUUUUGUAGAAAUUGAGGAGCCCAGUGAUGGAAGUAUUUUAGGAUGCUGGUGUGGUUCUGGGACUGUGCCAGGAAAGCAGACUUCUAAAGGAAAUCAAAUCCGGAUAAGAUUCGUAUCUGAUGAGUACUUUCCUUCUGAACCCGGAUUCUGCAUCCACUACAGCAUCGUCACGCCACAAGUCACCGAAACCACAAGUCCUUCAGUGUUCCAUCCUUCAGCCUUGUCGCUAGACCUGCUCAAUAAUGCCGUGACGGCCUUCAGUACCUUGGAAGAGCUGAUUCGGUAUCUAGAGCCUGACCGGUGGCAGAUGGACUUGGACAGCCUGUAUAAGCCACCACGGCAGGUGGUGGGCAAAGCUUUUCUUUAUGGGAAAAGAACCAAAGUGGUGAACCUCAACCUUCUGAAAGAGGAAGUGAGACUCUACAGCUGCACACCUCGGAACUUCUCCGUGUCCAUUCGGGAAGAACUGAAGAGGACAGAUACCAUCUUCUGGCCAGGCUGUCUCCUGGUUAAGCGCUGUGGAGGGAAUUGUGCCUGCUGCCUCCACAAUUGCAAUGAAUGUCAGUGUGUUCCGCGUAAAGUUACGAAAAAGUACCAUGAGGUCCUUCAGUUGAGACCAAAAAUUGGAGUCAAGGGAUUGCAUAAGUCCCUCACUGACGUGGCCCUGGAGCAUCAUGAGGAGUGUGACUGUGUGUGCAAAGGAAACACGGGCGGGUAGCUGCAUCCUCCACAGCAGCGCCCUUCCCCACUGGCAUCCUGGAUCCCCCACUAGCAUCCCACGUCCCCACCAGCAUCUGCCACAGGGCUGUCAGAUGCUACCGUUGGCUGUGAUAAAGAUCUUACUCAUUGUCUCCAUCCAAAAUCUCAGUUGUCUACUUCAGCGGCCUUCCAUCUGCAGGACUGGAUAGUAUUCGGCAUGAAGAGGCACCAGGAGGAGUCAACAGUUACACAGUAGUGCUUUUUCGAGGACAGUCAAAGGGUGGAAGUGUUUGGAGAUCACUAGCAAGCUCCGGAGUGACAGCAUUUCUUUCGACACUGACAGCGUGCUACAAUUUAGUUGUCUUUACAUGGGCAAGUGAGAAAGCGAUGCCAACACAAGAAAAUGGUGGAAACGCACAGUUGAUCAUGAACAAUGCAGAAAAACUUGGAUUUUCCCUCAUGUUUGCAUAUACAAAUCUGAAUGGUGUAUGUUCUACAAACUCGCAUUUUAGAUAUAGCAGCUAUGUUGCUAUGAGUUAAAUGUGCUGAUAGAAAAGACUGGCUUUUCCACGCAUGGUAACUUCUCAGUGUUUGGAAGAAGAGAAGUUCAGUCAUGGUUUGGAGGAAGGAGCGCCCUUCCCAUUCCCUCCCUCUGAGGUGCUCUAUGUGUUUCAUUGUGUACAUUUUUAUAUUCUCCUUUUGACAUUAUAACUGUUGGCUUUUCUAAUCUUGUUAAAUAUUUCUAUUUUUACCAAAGGUAUUUAAUAUUCUUUUUUAUGACAACAUAGAUCAAUUAUUUUUAGCUUGAUAAAUUUUUUUCUAAACAGAAUUGUUAUAGCCAGAGGAACAAAGAGGAUAUAUAAUCUUGUUGCUCUGACAGAAACACAUGUAUUUCCUUUCUGUAUGAUGCUAGAGUUCAGAAGAAUCAUCUGGAUUUGAAACAAUGGAAUGGGGAAGUCAAUAGAAUUGACAGGUAGCAGGGACAUUUUGAUAACACCCGAAUUAUUAUCAAUUCCCACUUCUGCUCUUAGAGAUGCAAAUUAAAUGGAACAUGUGUAUACACACACAUGGACUCAUGGCUAAUCUAACACUUUUUGCGGGAAAUAGGAGCGGAGCUCAGAGAAACACAGAGGCACCUUCCUGAAACAGAGCGACCACUGCCAGGGUCAGUGCUGUGCUGUGCUGUGCUGUAUGGACACAUCCUAUUUAUUGUGAUGCUAGGCUUUUACUACCUGUAAACUCUGCUCCAUACACCUGUGGGAAUACAUGGAUAUUUUUAUGUACAGAAGUAUAUCAUUUAAGGCGUUCACUUACUGUACUCUAUCAGUUGACAAGAAAAUCAGCAUUAUCAUUGCUUGUAAAAUGUUUAAAACUGUGCCUAGGUUAUGUGGUGACUAUUUGAGUUAAAAUGUAUUGAAUCAUCAAAUAAAAGAAUUUGGCUAUU